GCGGUGCCCCACUUCCAAAGCGACGUGAGAGCCUGCUGGAGGAGGAGAGAGGUUGGAGCGGAGGAGAGAAGGGCUUUUUUUUUUUCUCCCCGCAGCUCACUGGCGAGAGAACAAAAUAAAAGCACAGCGAGUAGACGGAGACAAACUUUAGGUUAGGGCGCUUAAAAGGACGGAAAGAGUAACAUCACUUUGUCGCAGUUCGCUGGUUGCAAUGGUGAAGAAGAAGGGCAUAUUUUUGCUCCAUUUUCCCUGACGGAUGUUUCGUCUCUAAACUUCACUUCGUUCAACUGAACUGCGUUUUCUAAGCAACAUAAAGGUAGCCGCAGCGACUUCAGCUGUGCUUGCAUGUCUGGAGCCACCAGGAAUGUUGGGGGCCAACACACCGCAGUAAGCCUGGUCACAUUUGACCCAAAAUGGAGCUCAAAGUCUGGGUAGAUGGAGUCCAGAGGGUCGUGUGUGGGGUCACUGAGGCUACCACCUGCCAGGAAGUGGUGAUUGCGCUAGCCCAGGCCAUAGGUCGAACUGGAAGAUACACUCUGGUAGAAAAAUGGCGGGACACCGAGCGCCAUCUUGUGCCUCAUGAGAGCCCGGUGGCGUCUCUGAAUAGCUGGGGUCAAUACGCAGGCGACGUCCAGCUGAUCUUGCUUCGCACAGGCCCAUCCCUGACCGAACGGCCACCCUCAGAAGGGCCACCUUUCAGGGGGCCUGAACGUGGGUUUCAUCGUCAGAGCCUCCCUCCGCUUGCAAAGCUUCACCAUCCCAAUGAUCGCUCGCUCCGGCGCCGCGAGCCGCGUCGCAAGUCACUCACCUUUACAGGAGCGCCCAGAGGCCUGAGGGAGAUUCUGAGCGGAGGGCGGACAACUGAAGCUGAAACCAAGAGGAGAUUUUUUCUGGGAAAUAGUGGGACUUACCCCCAUGCCGGAGGGGCCACCGGGACUGCACCCCCUAGCCUGUGGGCCUGUCGCAUGGAGGAUCUGGUCCGGGUGGUGGGCCUACAGAGAGAAACACUUGGCGUGUUGGACAAGAAAAUGGAGGUUUACGAAGCUGAGCUCAAAGCCUGGGCCAGGGUGCAAGGGGGGCGAGUUCCAAGCUGCAGUGGGGAUAUGGGCGGGGGCCUAAUGGAGGAGAUUCUCAGACUGGAGAAGCAUUUGAGGAAGAAUGAGAUAGAGAUGGAGGAAGAGGAGUUUUGGGCCACAGAGCUCCAGAUUGAGCUGGAGAGUGAGAGACAGCUGGAGGAGAGGCUGCAGGAACUGCGUGGUCGUUUGCAGGGCUGCGAAAAGGAGAUCGAGGACAAGCUGGCGAUGGUGCAGGGAGUAGAAGCUGGUCUGGAGGAGAUGCGGCUGCAGAGAGAGCAUCAGGAGACUGAGUGGCUCAAUGAAGCAGAGGCUCGGGCCCAGGCGCUCAGAGUUAAAGCUGAGCUGAAAGCACAAGAGAGACAAGCUGUCCAAUUAGAGAGCAGCUGCAGAGCUGUGGACAGGUCACUCGGACAAAGCAGCAAGAAGGUGCAGGACAUGCAGCAUGAGCUGGAACAGCUAACCAAGGAGCUCAGGCAGGUAAACCUGCAGCAGUUCAUCAAGCAAACUGGCACCAAGGUCACAGUGCUGCCGGCGGAGCCUGCCGAGGAUGAAUGUACUAGCAGCACUCGUGUUAUAGAUUUAGUUCCACUGACUGGCUCCCUUAAGCGUCAUGUGACCAUGCACAAGGUUUCCAGUCAUCUCCGGGUCUUAAAUAGUCCCCUCAGCUCCGGUCUGAACCCAGAAGGCAUCUAUGUGUAACACUUGGACGAUAAGCACAAUGGCUUCUUCCUCUUCGGGAACCUUUUUUAUUUGGUUAUCUUUGUACCGAUACCUCAAAUAUGCACUGUUGUCACAUAAGACAACCUUAUGUAAGAAGACCCAGUGAAGGAACAAGAGUGGACUUGUCCACCCAGGCGCAGAGCACUCGCUACAAACACAAAGAAGUGGGUGUUUGGCCAUGAAUAUGGAUCUUUCAUAGUGUAUUGGUUCUACGGUGUCAUUUAGUCACUCUAGCAGCCGCUCAGCGAUUUACACCAGUUUCUAUGAUUCCAAACAAUGGCCUUUUUUUUGUAGUCAACCAAUUAUAUCCAUUUUCUAGUUGUUGACAUUGAUUCCGCCUGAUGCCUGGCUCUUACUUGUCGAUUAAUCGUGUUGUUUAUCACAAUCUGGAACUCUGACUGACUCUUGAUAAAACUAUGCAUAAACAGAUAUUGCUCUCCAUUUGACUUAUUGUUGGUCAAAAUGGUGCAUUCCACUGCCCCUUAUUCCUGCAGUAUAUAAUAUUUGCUUUGUGAAGUCCUGUUUGGUUGUAUUGUAAAGUUCACCUUUUUAUUCUUUUACGGUUGAUUUUCAUUCUGUGUUUUCCCAAUUUGUAACCAAAGAUAAACAGGACCGGGACACGUUAUUUCAGUGUUAUUAGAGCCAUAUAUGUGCAAAGCGGUAAAUGAGUUAUUAGUGGAAACCAGGAAUGUGCUAAUGUUAGAUUCCAUUAAGUGCCUUAAUGUUUUCAGUGAUAAGUGGAUGUAGAUUAGGGGUGUCCAUAGUGUGAAUGGUUGUUUGUCUAUAUGUGCCCUGUGAUUGGCUGGCGACCAGUAUGGGGUGUAACCCGCCUCUUGCCUGAAAUCAUCUGGGAUAGGGUCCAGCAUUCCCAUCCGUGACCCUAAUUAGGAUAAGCUGCAUAGAUGGUUUUAUUUUUAGUACUCGUUAAAUUUUGCUGUAUUUUUCUCAUUUCUGGUUACAUUUUAUUUCUAAAAUAUGUCAAUGGUCAAUAAAAAAACAGGCUCCGGGCCACAAAUGUCCCCCGUGCCGCACUCUGGACACCCCUGAUUAGUGGAGAUAGUGAAGAAUUAAGUCUGCACUGAAGGCAGUUGUAGUAGUGCCACAUAAAUGUACAAUUAUUUUGCAUCUGUGGAUAUUUAAUUAAUGGUUGAAUGUCGCUGUAAGUGCUCUCCACCUUGUGAUCAUAUUUUUGUCAAUAAUUAUUGCUGUAAAAUGUCUUCACGUGUAAUCCAAUCAAGCAGGGUCGGUUGUUGGUGUAAUGGGGGCCACACCGUGCAUCAUCAUAGCCAAUUUAUGUUUCACCAUAUUUUUUUUUUUAGUAAAACUCCACUUUUAUCAAUUUUAAAUAUCACCUGUAAAAGGGAGGGAAUCUGUGUGAUGGACUGUUUACUCGUGUUCUGGAGAUGCAAUAUGUCAAUUGUAGUUUAAAAGUACUUUUAAACCAACUUUGUAUGGCUGUAAUCAAUAUGAAUCAAUCAAAUAGGAAUUGCAUGAUUCAAUAAAACUACAUGAAAUGC
Doryrhamphus excisus (bluestripe pipefish) is the source of this 3313-nucleotide messenger RNA. It is a transcript of the gene rassf8a, whose product is annotated as Ras association domain family member 8a. The record is from RefSeq and is a predicted model, not a curated record. Gene Ontology annotation, biological process: signal transduction. Lineage: Eukaryota; Metazoa; Chordata; Actinopteri; Syngnathiformes; Syngnathidae.